UAAUUAAGUCUAAUUUCAGACUCGUGCGUCUGAAUAUUCCUGAAUUUCCUGCGCUUUUAAUGUGAUUUUUGGGUUUAACAUGCAUGAUAUUGAUUAUGUCCGUGUGUUCAUGUGCAGAUAGCUAAAGGAAGAUGGCAGCGUGUGCAAUACGUCGGGGCUUAUUGUCCACUGCUAGUAAAUAUAACCAGCACAAGUGCACUCACAGAAUACUGAGUGCAAUAGACUUCAGCAGCGGAUUAGAUCCGAAAAGAGCCCAGCCGUUGUGUUCAGCUUGCAGGUUGUCCAGUUUUCAACAGACGAGGUUCAUGGCGUCACGAAACAGACCGGAGGGGAAAGUACUAGAGCCUGUUGGAGUAUUUGAAGCUCUGAAGCAGCACGGCAAAUAUGAAACUGGGCAGCUAUUCCUGCACAGUGUGUUUGGUUAUAGAGGCAUUGUGUUAUUCCCUUGGCACGCUCGUCUGUAUGAUCGAGACGUGAGUCCUGCUGCUGCUACUGACAGCAAGCCAGACUCCACAGGCCAUGGCUCAAAGGAAGUGAAGGGCAAAAUGCAUACUUACUACCAGGUCCUCAUAGACACCAGAGACUGCCCUCACAUAUCUCAGCGAUCUCAGACUGAAGCAGUUACGUUCCUGGCAAAUCACGAUGAUAGCAGGGCCCUGUAUGCAAUUCCAGGUCUGGAUUAUGUGAGUCAUGAAGACAUCCUGCCUUAUAACUCCACUGAGCAAGUUCCUAUCCAGCAUGAGCUGUUUGAACGCUUCCUCAUGUUUAACCCCUCCAGAAAUCCUCCGUUCACUGCAAGAGAUACCCUACGGGCCUGGCAGGAGAAGAACCAUCCCUGGCUGGAGCUCUCAGAUGUGCACCGCGAAACCACAGAGAACAUCCGUGUCACUGUUAUCCCCUUCUACAUGGGCAUGAGGGAGGCUCAAAACUCCCACGUGUACUGGUGGCGGUACUGCAUCCGUCUGGAGAACCUGGGCAAUGAGGUGGUUCAACUCAGGGAAAGACACUGGAGGAUCUUCAGUCUCUCAGGGACUCUGGAAACAGUCCGUGGCAGAGGAGUGGUUGGCAAGGAGCCUGUUUUGUCAAGAGAACAGCCUGCAUUUCAAUACAGCAGUCAUGUUUCACUUCAGGCACCCAGUGGACACAUGUGGGGGACAUUCUGUUUUGAGAGGACAGAUGGCUCACACUUUGACGUGCGCAUUCCACCUUUUUCACUAGAGAGCAAUAAGUAUGACAAAGCUCCCCCUACUGGCUAUCCCUUGUAAUAAACCUGCACCUAUAAGCCUACCAUAACGGCUCAGUUCAGCAUCCCUAUGGGCUGUUCCCUUGGAGAUCCAUGUUUUACCUUCCUUAUCAGUGCUCCUUGAAUAUACAAUGGUUUUUGCAAAGCAUAUUUCAGUCUCUGACUGCAGCGCUGAAUAUUUGUAGCAACUGCAUAUCUUUAAAGGAAAAAAGGAAUAGUAAGUUAAAAUCAGGAGUUAUUAAAUGUGAUGCAAGUGUGCAAUGGGGAUGUGAUUCUUUCAAACUCUUGCACCUCGAAAGGCCGUAUUAAGAAGAUUUGAAUGUGAUUAGUUUUUUUGUUUUUUCUUCUAUUUAUUUGGACGGCUGUGUUCAUCAAUUGAAUAAGCUUAUUAGCGUUAAUCAAGCGUAUUGUCAAUUUAUCUUUAAGUUUAAAC
Messenger RNA from Sinocyclocheilus anshuiensis, 1676 nucleotides. Its product is annotated as polymerase delta-interacting protein 2-like. Gene Ontology annotation, molecular function: DNA binding. Gene Ontology annotation, biological process: error-free translesion synthesis. The transcript has 11 exons. The record is from RefSeq and is a predicted model, not a curated record. Gene Ontology annotation, cellular component: mitochondrial nucleoid; nucleus. Bases 132 to 1265 code for a protein of 377 amino acids. NCBI's taxonomy places the organism in Eukaryota, Metazoa, Chordata, Actinopteri, Cypriniformes, Cyprinidae.